Boleophthalmus pectinirostris (great blue-spotted mudskipper) is the source of this 15554-nucleotide messenger RNA. It is a transcript of the gene herc2, whose product is annotated as HECT and RLD domain containing E3 ubiquitin protein ligase 2. Gene Ontology annotation, molecular function: protein binding; ubiquitin protein ligase activity; zinc ion binding. NCBI's taxonomy places the organism in Eukaryota, Metazoa, Chordata, Actinopteri, Gobiiformes, Gobiidae. Gene Ontology annotation, cellular component: cytoplasm; membrane. Gene Ontology annotation, biological process: protein ubiquitination. The record is from RefSeq and is a predicted model, not a curated record.
CGCUGUAAACUCUUUAUCAGCGGGUUAUAGUGAUACAAAUUCAUCGCGGCUCAUCCUCUAGCGAACACUACGCAAUGUAUUUCCAUGUCCCGUGCCCUGUGCGCGAUCUGCCAAUCACAUCCAUUAUGAGCGUCUUGUUAAUGCAGCAAAGCAGCUGAGGGGACGAGAAUAGCAUAAGCAGAGAGCGCAGGUUGGCUGCGCCUGCAGCCAGGAGGGAGGAUGCCGUCUCCAUCGUUUUCCCUCGAUGCUCAGCUGAGGUUUCAUGACAAAUGGCUAAAGAUAGACUUACAGCGAGCGUUCUCUCCAGAGGGACUAAGUGAGAUGUGGAAUGAAAUGGUCAAAGAUGAAGAAAUAUCAUUCAGUGGAGAAGAAUCAGCUCAUCCAGAGGAUUGUACAGACUGCUUUGGAACACAGAAAAAAGAUGAGCCAAAUGAUAAGGAGAAGAAGGAGGAGGAAGACUCUCCUACUUCAGUCCAUCACUCCAUCAUCGAGACCUGGGAUUGGGGACGGCAGCCUGAUGAGACGGAGUUGAAGGAUUGUCUGAUGGUGCUUGUGGACGACCAGCAGAAGCUUUCGGCGCAGAUGGCCAAAAGCACUCUGUCGGCUCAGCGGCUCCGACAGCGGCUGGUCAUCCUGGAACGCUACCUCAUCUCUCUGAGCCACAGCAUGAUGGAAGAGAAGUAUAAGGUCCGCUGGAAAACACCCCCCAACCCGCCCCUGCCCGCUGCAGACAACAAGAGCCCUCGUCCGGCCAGUAAAGGAGUUGAAGGACUGGCCCGAGUGGGGUCCCGCGCAGCUCUGUCUUUUGCGUUUGCAUUCCUGCGUCGGGCUUGGAGAUCGGGGGAUGAUGCAGACCUGUGCAGUGAGCUGCUGCAGGAAUCUCUGGACGCACUCCGGGCUCUUCCUGAAGCCACUCUGUUCGACGAAGGCACUGUCUCCUCUGUUUGGCUUGAAGUGGUGGAGCGAGCCACCAAGUUUCUAAGUGAUGUCCACGGUAAUGCCAGUACAAAGGGCAACAUCCCCCUCCAGGACCAGCACCUUGCCCUGGCCAUCCUGUUGGAGCUGGCUGUGCAGAGAGGGACACUGAGCCAGCUGCUUUCUGCCGUACUUCUGUUGUUACGUCUUUGGGACAGUGGCACCAGAGAGAUGGACAAUGAACGUUCCACCCAGGGGACCAGUGCUCCCUUGCUCCCUCUGCUCCAACGCUUCCACAACAUCCACAGCAGUAAAGAGGAGGCUGUCCCAGAGGAGGAGGCGGAGAUUUUAACUGCACCUUUAAGUCCAAAUGAGAGUUUCCUGCGAUACCUGACCUUGCCCCAAGACAAUGACUUGGCCAUAGACCUCCGACAAACGGCUGUGGUCAUCAUGGCCCAUUUGGAUCGCCUGGCCGCCCCUUGCAGCCCUCCCCACUGCAACUCCCCGACAUCCCACAAGGGCACACUGCAGGAGGUGAUUGCAUGGGGUCUCCUGGGCUGGAAGUUAUAUGCCAAUGUGAGUGGACCCAUUCAGUGUAAAGCCCUGUCCAACCUCGGUGUGGCUCAAAUUGUUUGCUCAGAAAAAUGUUUCCUCAUCCUGUCGAGCACUGGGGCUGUGUACUCACAAAACUACAAAAGCACAACUUUGGCUCCGAUGCUGAUCCAUGCAUUAAGCUCCAGAAAAAUCACCAAACUCGCAGCUCAUCCGGAUGGGCAACACUUCAUGGCCUUGUCGUCCAAUGGAGAAGUGUUUUCCUGGGGCUGUGGAGACGGCGGGAGGCUGGGACAUGGAGACACCACGUACUUGGAGGAGCCUACAAUGAUCGCAGCCUUCAACGGGAAGCAAGUUGGGAAACAUGUAGUGCAUGUGGCAUGUGGGAGCACCUAUAGCGCCGCAGUUACUGCUGAUGGAGAGCUCUACACCUGGGGCAGAGGCAACUAUGGACGACUGGGACAUGGCUCCAGUGAGGACCAAACCACGCCACUGUUGGUGACUGCACUGAAGGGACUAAAGGUGGUGGAUGUAGCAUGUGGAAGUGGAGAUGCCCAGACUUUAGCUGUGACAGAAAAUGGUCAGGUUUGGUCGUGGGGCGAUGGAGACUAUGGUAAACUGGGCAGAGGAGGCAGUGAUGGUUGUAAGACUCCCAAACUAGUGGAGAAGCUACAGGAUUUGGACAUCGUGAAGGUCUGCUGUGGGAGCCAGUUCUCUGUGGCUCUGACUAAAGAUGGACAGGUUUACACUUGGGGUAAAGGAGACAACCAGCGCCUUGGACACGGGACAGAUGAACAUGUGCGAUACCCCAAGUUCCUUGACAGUUUGCAAGGAAAGAAGGUUGUAGACAUUGCAGUGGGUUCCACACACUGCCUGGCCCUCACUGAAGAUGGAGAUGUCCACAGUUGGGGAAGUAAUGACAAACUACAGCACUUCGACACACUUUCCAAUAAGAAACAGCCAAAAGCUCUGCCAGGGUUGAACUCCAAACACAUUGUGGGCAUCUCCUGUGGCCCAGGACAGAGUUUUGCAUGGUCGUCCUGCUCCGAGUGGUCCGUGGGGUUGCGUGUCCCCUUUGUGGUGGAUGUUUGUCCCAUGACGUUUGAACAGCUGGACCUGCUGCUGCGGCAGGUGAGCGAGGGCAUGGACGGCAGCUCGGACUGGCCCCCCCCACAAGAGAAGGAGUGCAUGGUGGUGGCUACGCUCAACUUGCUUCGCCUCCAGCUCCAUGCAGCCAUAAGUAACCAGGUAGACCCAGAGGAGCUGGGACUUGGACUGGGCAGCACUCUACUCAAUAACCUCAAACAGACGAUUGUGGUUUUGGCGAGUAAUGCGGGAGUCCUCAUUACGGUCCAGGCAGCGGCUCAGGCUGUGCUCCAGAGCGGAUGGUCAGUCCUGCUGCCCACUGCAGAGGAGAGGGCCAGGGCUUUAUCCUCACUCCUGCCUAAUGCUGCAUCUGGUAACGAGAUGAGUGUGAGCCCAGGGAGGAGGUUCAUGAUUGACCUGUUAGUUAGCAGUCUAAUGGCUGAUGGAGGUUUGGAGUCUGCACUGAACGCGGCUAUCACUGCUGAGAUACAGGAUAUUGAAGCCAAAAAGGAGGCUCAGAGAAAAGAGAUAGAUGAACAAGAGGCCAAUGCAUCCUCCAUGCACCGCUGUCGCACCAUGUUGGACAAAGACUUAAUUAACACUGGGAUCUACGAGUCUGCAGGAAAACAGAGCCUGCCCUUAGUGCAGCUAGUACAGCAGCUGCUGAGGAACAUUGCCUCACAAACAAUUGCGAGGUUAAAAGAUGUUGCUCGUCGUAUUUCCAACUACCUGGAGGCGGAGCAUGUCAGCAAAGAACGGUCUGCAUCUCUAGAUUUGCUGUUACGAUUUCAGAGGCUUCUGGUUAGCAAGCUGUACCUUGGUGUCAAUGGCACAGAGCAUGUAAAUGGAUACAAUCCAGAGCUUCUAGGUGUUGGGUCGCUGUUGAAGAAGUACAUUGCUCUUUUGUGCACUCACAUUGGAGACAUACUUCCAGUUGCCACAAGUAUAGCCUCCACUGGUCGCAGGCACUUUGCUGAGGUUUCGCGGGUCAUUGAAGGGGAUCUAACAGGAGUUCUGUUGCCUGAGUUGGUGGUCUCCAUCAUCCUCCUCCUCACCAUCGAUGCAGGUCUAAUGCAGGAGACCGGGUCAAUUCCGCUUCUAGCUGGACUUUUGGAACAUCUUGAUCGCUUUAAUCAUUUAGCCCCGGGACACGAGAGAGACGAUAAUGAGGACUUGGCCUGGCCUGGCAUCAUGGGGUCUUUCUUCACUGGGCAGAGCUGCAAGAACAAUGAGGAAGUGUCUCUUAUCCGUAAAGCUGAUCUGGAAAAUCACAACAAAGACGGUGGCUUUUGGACAGUUAUUGAUGGAAAAGUGUAUGACAUCAAGGACUUCCAGGCUCAGUCACAAUCACUAAGUGGGAACAGUAUUUUAGCCCAGUUUGCUGGAGAAGACCCUGUAGUUGCUUUGGAGGCAGCCUUGCAGUUUGAAGACACCAGAGAGUCCAUGCAGGCUUUCUGUGUUGGCCAUUAUAUGGAGCCUAACCAGGAAACUGUGACCACACCUGAUCUUAGUAGUUUAUCCUCUCCGCUGAUUGACACAGAGAGGAACCUUGGUCUCCUCCUUGGUCUUCAUGCUUCUUACCUGGCCAAGAGCACUCCUCUGUCUUCAAUGGAAAUUGAGUGUGCCACAUGGCUUCAGUCAUCUAUAUUCUCUGGCGGGCUCCAGACCAGUCAGAUUCACUAUAACUACAAUGAAGAGAAAGAUGAAGACCACUGUAGUUCAUUGGGAACUACAACUCCAGAUAAGGCUAAACUAUACUCAAGGAGGAUUACACUCAGUGAUCAUGCACAGCCAUUUCUACAAGCAAUCGCUGACAACAACAUUCAAGACCAUUCUGUCAAGGAUUUUCUGUGCCAAAUAGAGCGAUGUUGUAAGCAGUACCAUCUGAUUACACCCAUCACAUUCCCUCCAGAACAUCCAGUGGAGGAGGUCGGGCGGCUGUUGCUCUGUUGCUUGCUCAAGCAUCAAGACCUUGGCCAUGUUGCUCUUUCGCUCGUUAGUCAAUGUGCCUUGGGUGUGGACCAGGGGAAACAAAGGUCUCUGCCGAAAUCUGUGAUAGAAGUGUGCCGAAUGGUCUACCAGGCCAAGUGCUCAUUAAUCAAGACGCAUCAGGAACAGGGGCGCUCCUACAAGGAAGUGUGUGCUCCAGUGAUAGAGAGACUUCGGUUUCUCUUUAAUGAGCUUCGUCCUGCCGUGAGCAACGACCUGUCCAUCGUCUCCAAACUGAAGCUCUUGAGCUCCCAGCCACGAUGGAGGAGAAUUGCCCAGAAACUCAUCAGAGACCGGCGGAAAAAAAGAGUGCCUAAAAAGUCAGAUUCUGCUGAUAUUGAAGAGCCAAAGAUGGAAAAUGAAGGGACCAACGAGGAGGAGCUUAAUGUAAAUCUCACCCCUCCACCGGCUGACAGGAAAUCUCCUACCAGCAAGACAACAAAGCAGGACAAGUGGCAGCCACUCCUCAAUACUGUGGCCAAUGUGCAGAAAUACCGCUGGCUUAAGCACAGUGUUCACGGCUUCUGCCCUCAGUCCAGUCUGAUGGGAACAAUUGUGGAGUUCGCUCUGAAAGAAGAGCCUCUGGAUGUCGAAAAGAUGAGGAAAUGUCUUCUGAAGCAGUUGGAGAGGGCCGAGGUAAGACUUGAGGGGAUUGACACCAUGUUGAAGUUGGCAUCGAAAAACUUUCUGCUGCCGUCUGUGCAAUAUGCAAUGCUGUGUGGCUGGCAAAGGAUCAUACCAGAAGGGACCAACAUUGGAGAACCAUUGUUUGAUUGUCUAAAAGAUGUGGAUCUGAUCCCACCAUUCAACCGUAUGCUUUUGGAGGUCACUUUUGGAAAGCUUUAUUCUUGGGCCAUUCAAAAUGUUCGCAACAUCCUUCUGGAAGCCAGUGCACGAUUCAAGGAGCAUGGGUUGCAACCUGUUCCUCUGCAAACCAUCACUAAUGAAAACCCGGCAGGGCCUAGCCUAGGCACUAUUCCUCAAGCACGUUUCCUCCUUGCUAUGAUUCAUAUGCUGUCACUCAAACAUGGGUCCAAUAGCCUCAGUCUGUUGUUGAAUUCAGGAGUACUGGCUUUAACACAGAGUAUUCUCAGACUGAUAGGGCCAAGCACAGACAGCAGUGAGGAGGACAUGAAUCUGUGUGCACAUGGAGGUUCAGCCACUGUUUUGGAGGAGUCCAGGAAAGAGGCCACGCCAACGCCUCUCCCCGCAUCAGGGCCUGAGUUGGCUGCUAUGAUGAAGAUUGGAACCAGAGUUAUGAGGGGAGUGGACUGGAAGUGGGGAGACCAAGAUGGACCAGCACCAGGUCUGGGUCGGGUCAUUGGAGAACUGGGAGAGGAUGGUUGGAUCCGAGUACAAUGGGACACCAGCAGCACAAACUCGUACCGAAUGGGCAAAGAAGGAAAGUAUGACCUGAAACUUGCCGAACCACCUCCAGCUACUCAACCCCCUGCUGAGGAUUCUGACACAGAGGAUGAUGUUGAUGGAGAGCUGCUUGAAAAGAGCACCCACCCGACGGCCAUGAUGUUGACGAGCACCGUGAACCUGCUGAAGAUGCUGUCCCUGUCGGCUGGAGUCCACGCUGAGGUGUUACAGACUGACGCCACCCGGACACUCUGCGGACUUCUGAGGUCGCUCGUGGAGAGUGGAGCCAAUGACAAAUCAGGCUGUCACUCCCACAGAAUGGUGUCCCGGGAGCAGCACCGGAGCUGGUGCACUCUGGGCUUCAUCCGCUCCAUCGCACUCAUGCCCCAGAUGUGCAGCACGCUCAGCACAUCAGCAUGGAUCAGCCUGCUCAUCCGGAUAGUGGAGGGUCACCAGUCUUUUAAUGCUGUUACACUGCAAAGACAGAUCCUUGCAUUGCGCCUCCUGCAGGCAGUCUUGCCUUCAUGGGACAAGAUGGAGCGCUCUCAAGACAUGAAGUUCCUGGUGGAGAAGUUGUUUAACUUUCUUGGGAGCUUGCUGAGCACCUGUUCUUCAGAUCUGCCGCUGCUUAGAGAUGGAUCUCUCCGGAGGAGAAAGUCCCGCCCACAGGCCUCUCUGACAGCCACUCACAGCAGUACUCUGGCCGAGGAGAUUGUUGCUGUUCUGCGCACUUUACACUCCCUCAACCAAUGGAACAGCCUCAUAAAUGAGUACAUCAACAACCAGCUCAGUGCCAUUGGAGAUGUGAUGGUGGGCUGCCAGUCUGAAGCUUGUUUCCUGGAGGAGUAUUUCCCUGAUUCAGAGGGUCCGAGAGUGGGCAGUUUGAUGGCCGUCUUGUCUGUGAUUGGGGGAAUAGAUGGUCGGUUAAGGCUUGGAGGGCAGGUGGUUCAUGAAGAGUACGGAGAGGGCACAGUUACUCGAAUCACUCCGAAAGGACGAAUCACUGUUCAGUUUCAUGAGAUGAGGACGUGCAGGGUGUGCUUGCUCAGCCACCUCAAACCAUUGCCAGCAGUGCCAUUCAGUGCCCAUAACCUACCCUUCACUGACCCCAUGUUGUCAGUGUGGGCCCAGCUUGUCAGCUUGGCAGGAAGCAAGUUGGAAAAACAACGGAUGAAGAAGUCCUUAAGUCGUGGCUUUACUGCUGACCAGGUGGACAUCCAUUUGCUCCGUUGCCAGCAGUUGAGACUCUACAUUUUAAAAGCAGGACGGGCUUUACUCUUUCACCAGGACAAACUUCGACAGAUCCUCUCUCAGCCUGCAGUCGUUGACAUCGGACCUAACCCAAGUGAGGAUCCAGUCGUAUCCUCUCCAGAUGUGGGGGACUUGUCUCCUGAAGGACCACUUCCUCCAAUGAUUCUGCUACAACAACUUUUGUCUGCUGCCACCCAGCCCUCCCCCAUCAAAGCCAUUUUUGACAGACGUGAGAUGGAGGCUGCAGCUCUGGCCGUGUGUCAAUUCUUGGCAGUGGAAUCAGCCCACCCCUCAUCUCCUCUGUUUGAGGAGAGCAGCUCCAGCGAGGCCACCACUCCUGUCACAAUUCAACACGUCAGACCCCCAAAACAAAAGAAACAGAAAACUUCUCCAGUCCCCCCUUUACCCAUAGUUGUUCAGCUCAUGGAGAUGGGGUUCCCACGAAAGAACAUCGAAUUUGCCCUAAAGUCUCUGUCAGGAACUACAGGCAGUGCCUCAGGAAUGCCAGGUGUUGAGGCUCUGGUGAGUUGGCUACUGGACCACCCAGACAUCCAUGUGACUGAGCUGUCUGAUGCAGAGACAGUGUCAGAUGAAUUCUCAGAUGAAGAAGUUCUCGAGGAACUGGAGGAGAGCGAGCCAGCCUACACAGUGCCUCCUGGAGCAGUGGUCACCGAAAGCCAAACAUUUAAGAAGAGAUCUGAUUUUCAAAGUAACGAUGACUACGCUGUUUAUGUUCGUGAAAAUAUACAGGUCGGGAUGAUGGUAAAAUGCUGCCGAACAUAUGAAGAGGUUUAUGAUGGAGAUAUGGGUAAAGUUAUAAAGCUGGACAGAGAUGGACUCCACGACUUGAAUGUGCAAUGCGACUGGCAACAAAAAGGAGGAACAUACUGGGUCCGCUACAUCCACAUUGAGCUUCUUGGCUUCCCGCCUCAGAGUUCUCCCUCUCAUAUAAGAAUUGGGGAUAAAGUGAGAGUAAAGCCGACAGUAACUACACCAAAAUACAAAUGGGGAUCAGUAACACAUCGGAGUGUUGGAGUUGUGAAAGCAUUCAGUGCCAAUGGAAAGGAUGUAAUUGUUGACUUCCCCCAACAAUCUCACUGGACUGGCCUUCUGUCUGAAAUGGAGCUAGUGCCCAGUGUCCAUCUUGGAGUGAGGUGUGAUGGCUGCCAGAUGUUUCCAAUAAAUGGCCCCAGAUUCAAAUGUAGAAAUUGCGAUGAUUUUGACUUUUGUGAAAACUGCUUCAAAACGCGAAAACACAACACCAGACAUUCCUUUGGCCGAAUCAAUGAACGUGGCCAAUCUCCAGCUUUUUGUGGUCGCUCAGGGAAACAACUUAAGAAACAUCACAACACACAGCGUGGGAUGUUGAUCGACGACUGGUCCCGAGCCGUGAAGAGCCUGAACGUCUCCUCCUCUGUGAACCAGGCGUCUCGCCUCAUUGACUGUAGUGACCAGUGCUGGCAGUCCUCCGGAUCGCAAGGAAAGCACUGGAUUCGUCUGGAGCUGUUCCCAGAUGUCCUUGUGCAUAGACUAAAGAUGCUUGUGGAUCCAGCAGACAGUAGCUACAUGCCAUCUCUAGUAGUGGUCUCAGGUGGAAGCUCUUUGAACAACUUAAUCGAGCUGAAAACAAUUAACAUCAAUCCCACAGACACAAAUGUCCUCCUCCUUGCUGACUGUACAGAAUUUCACCGCUACAUUGAGGUUGCCAUUAAACAGUGCCGCAGUGCUGGCAUAGACUGUAAAAUCCAUGGACUGAGCAUUGUCGGACGGAUCAGAGCUGAAGAUGAAGAUUUGGCCACUGUUCCUUUUCUUGCCUCUGACAAUGAAGAGGAGGAUGAGGAGAAAGCUGCUACUGGGAGCCUCGCCCGGAAAAAGUCAUCAGGAUUGGAGUCUGCAGCAACAAUCCGGACCAAAGUGUUUGUGUGGGGUCUGAAUGACAAAGACCAGCUUGGAGGACUCAAGGGCUCCAAGAUCAAGGUGCCAUCAUUUUCUGAAACUCUCUCUGCUCUGAAUGUGGUGCAAGUGGCUGGAGGCUCCAAAAGUCUGUUUGCUGUCACAGUUGAGGGUAAGAUUUACGCCUGUGGAGAGGCCACCAACGGCAGAUUGGGCCUGGGUCUGUCCAGUGGGACCAUACCCAUCCCGCGACAGAUCACAGCUCUGAGCAACUACGUGGUGAAGAAGGUGGCUGUGCACUCUGGAGGGCGCCAUGCCAUGGCUCUGACUGUGGAUGGGAAAGUGUUCUCCUGGGGUGAAGGGGACGACGGCAAACUGGGACACUUCAGCAGAAUGAACUGUGACAAGCCCCGGCUGAUAGAGGCGCUUAAAACCAAGCGUAUUCGGGACAUUGCAUGUGGCAGCUCCCACAGCGCUGCCAUUACCUCCAGUGGGGAGCUCUACAGCUGGGGACUGGGAGAAUACGGCCGCCUUGGACAUGGAGACAACACCACACAAUUAAGGCCCAAACUGGUAAAAGUGCUCUUGGGACAUCGCGUCAUCCAGGUCGCUUGUGGCAGUCGGGACGCUCAAACUCUAGCACUUACGGAUGAAGGGUUGGUGUUUUCAUGGGGUGAUGGUGAUUUUGGUAAACUUGGUCGUGGAGGCAGUGAAGGAUGUAACAUUCCUCAGAACAUAGAGAGGCUGAAUGGACAGGGCGUGUGCCAGAUUGAAUGUGGGGCGCAGUUUUCACUUGCACUCACUAAAUCUGGAGUUGUGUGGACAUGGGGCAAAGGAGACUAUUUUCGAUUGGGACAUGGUACUGAUGUCCAUGUGAGGAAGCCCCAGAUGGUGGAAGGGCUCAGGGGCAAAAAGAUUGUCCAUGUUGCUGUUGGAGCUCUGCACUGUCUGGCUGUCACUGAGACCGGACAGGUGUAUGCAUGGGGGGACAAUGACCAUGGGCAGCAGGGGAAUGGUACCACCACUGUGAACAGGAAGCCCACUCUGGUGCAGGGUCUGGAGGGACAGAAAAUCACUCGAGUGGCUUGUGGCUCAUCUCACAGUGUGGCCUGGACCACUGUGGACGUGACCACUCCUUCAGUUCAUGAACCUGUCCUCUUCCAGACAGCCAGGGACUCACUUGGAGCAUCUUAUUUAGGCGUGCAGGCAGACAGUGACCCGUCGUCUGUGAGUAACAAGUUGAAUGGUCAGAGCAGCUCAAAGCCAAACCGGCCGUCUCUUGCCAAAAUCCUCCUGAGCCUCGAUGGAAAACUGGCCAAACAGCAGGCACUCACUCAUGUGCUAUCUGCUCUGCAGAUCAUGUAUGCAAGGGAUGCCGUGGUGGGUGCUCUGAUGCCAGCGAGUAUGAUCCUGCCUACAGAGUGUCCUUCCAGCUCUCCCGUCCCUCCUCUGGACUCCUGUGCCUCCUCCACUAUCAGUGAUGAAGAGGGUCCACCUGUCCCCCCUGAAGCAGAGGACCGCGUUAGCCCAAAUCCAUGGCAAGACAAGAAAGGAGAGGCUGCGUCUUCUGAUGAUGCUGUGACCCCCUCUUCAGCCGUGACGCCCUCUGCCUCUGGGGCAUCCUCUCGACCUUUCAUCCCUGUCACUGAUGACCCAGGAGCAGCCAGUAUCAUUGCAGAGACCAUGACCAAAACCAAAGAGGAUUCAGAGAGCCAAAACAAAGUGGUUGGUCCAGAGCCUCAGUACUUGGAUGAGUUCACCAGUCUGCUCAUGCCUGAUGAUACUCGCGUUUUAGUAGACCUCCUCAAACUGGCCGUGUCUUGUCGCUCUGGGGACAAAGGCAAAGAGGUGUUGUCUGCGGUGCUGUCUGGAAUGGGGACUGCAUAUCCACAGGUUGCGGACAUGCUGCUGGAGCUGUGUGUGACAGAGUUGGAGGAUGUUGCCACAGAUUCUCAAAGCGGUCGCUUGUCCUCUCAGCCUGUGGUUGUUGAAAGCAGCCAUCCUUACACAGAUGACACCUCCACCAGUGGCACUGUGAAAAUACCGGGAGCUGAGGGGUUAAGGAUAGAGUUUGAUCGGCAGUGUUCAACAGAAAGACGUCAUGACCCACUCACUAUUAUGGAUGGAGCAAACAGAAUAGUGUCUGUCAGAUCAGGCCGAGAGUGGUCUGACUGGUCGAGUGAAUUGAGGAUCCCUGGAGAUGAACUGAAAUGGAAGUUCACGAGUGAUGGUUCUGUGAAUGGAUGGGGCUGGCGCUUCACUGUCUAUCCUAUCAUGCCCGCAGCUGGUCCCAAAGACUUGUUGUCUGAUCGCUGCAUCCUCUCCUGCCCCUCCAUGGACUUGGUCACCUGCCUCUUGGACUUCAGACUCAACUUUGCCUCAAACCGGAGCAUUGUCCCUCGUCUCGCAGCUUCUCUUGCUGCAUGUGCCCAGCUUAGUGCACUAGCUGCUGGACACCGAAUGUGGGCUCUACAGAGGUUACGUAAACUUCUCACAACUGAAUAUGGUCAGUCCAUUAACAUCAACAGACUGCUCGGGGACAGUGAAGGAGAGACACGCCCAAUGAGUUUCACCGGUAGUGCUUUAGCUGCUUUGGUAAAGGGACUCCCUGAGGCUUUGCAAAGGCAAUAUGAGUAUGAGGACCCCAUUGUCAGGGGAGGAAAACAGCUUCUUCAUAGUCCAUUCUUUAAGGUGUUGGUUGCCCUUGCUUGUGAUCUGGAGCUGGACACUUUGCCCUGCUGCGCUGAGACUCAUAAGUGGGCAUGGUUUCGCAGAUACUGCACUGCAUCGCGAGUGGCCAUAGCAUUAGACAAGAGGACCAAUUUACCAAGACCCUUCCUGGAUGAGGUCACAAAGAAAGUUCGUGAGCUCAUGGCUGACCAUGAGAGCAUGAAUAACCUGCACGAGAGCCACGAUUUGUUCAAGCGCGAGCACGAUGAGCAGCUGGUGCAGUGGAUGAACCGUCGGCCGGACGACUGGACCCUAUCUGCAGGAGGCAGUGGCACCAUCUAUGGCUGGGGUCACAACCACAGGGGUCAGCUGGGGGGCAUAGAGGGAGCAAAGGUCAAAGUGCCAACACCCACUGAAGCCCUGGCAACACUCCGCCCCGUUCAGCUCAUCGGAGGAGAGCAAACACUUUUUGCUGUCACAGCCGAUGGAAAGCUGUAUGCGACUGGAUACGGAGCUGGCGGCAGACUGGGCAUCGGUGGGACAGAGUCGGUGUCUACCCCCACUCUACUGGAGUCCAUCCAACACGUGUUCAUUCGGAAAGUGGCUGUGAAUUCGGGUGGGAAGCACUGCCUGGCCCUGUCCUCAGAGGGAGAGGUGUACUCAUGGGGAGAGGCUGAAGACGGAAAAUUGGGCCACGGAAACAGAAGCCCCUGUGAUCGCCCGCGUGUUAUUGAGUCCUUGAGGGGUGUGGAGGUGGUGGAUAUUGCAGCUGGAGGGGCACACAGUGCUUGUAUCACAGCCAGCGGAGAGCUCUUCACCUGGGGUAAAGGACGAUAUGGACGACUGGGUCAUGGGGACAGUGAAGAUCAGCUCAAACCAAAACUGGUGGAUGCUCUUCAGGGGCACAGGGUCAUCGAUGUGGCCUGUGGCAGUGGAGACGCUCAGACACUGUGUCUCACAGAUGAUGACAUGGUCUGGUCCUGGGGAGAUGGAGACUAUGGCAAACUGGGACGAGGAGGGAGUGAUGGCUGCAAAAUACCCAUGAAGAUCGAUUCACUAACCGGUCUUGGAGUGGUUAAAGUGGAAUGUGGAUCACAAUUUUCUGUGGCUCUCACAAAAUCUGGCUCUGUGUACACAUGGGGCAAAGGGGAUUAUCAUCGUCUGGGCCACGGUUCUGACGACCAUGUGCGGCGCCCGCGGCAGGUCCAGGGGCUGCAGGGGAAGAAGGUCAUUGCCAUCGCCACGGGUUCACUGCACUGUGUCUGCUGCACUGAAGAUGGAGAGGUUUACACAUGGGGUGAUAAUGAUGAGGGCCAACUUGGAGAUGGCACCACUAACGCUAUUCAGAGGCCACGAUUGGUUGCUGCCCUUCAGGGCAAGAAGAUCAACAGAGUGGCAUGUGGCUCUGCUCAUACUCUGUCCUGGUCAACUAGUAAACCCACCAAUGCUGGGAAACUCCCUGCACAGGUGCCGAUGGAGUACAACCACCUCCAGGAGAUUCCCAUCAUGGCUCUGAGGAACCGGCUGCUGCUCCUGCACCACAUCUCUGAGCUCUUUUGUCCCUGUAUCCCAAUGUUUGACUUGGAAGGCCGCCUGGGGCAGACAGGGCAGGGCCUGUCUGUGGGCGUCGACACCCUUAGAGGCAUCCUUAUCUCCCAGGGCAAGGAAGCAGCUUUCAGAAAGGUGGUGCAGGCCACAAUGGUGAGAGACCGACAGCAUGGCCCUGUGGUGGAGCUCAACAGGAUACAGGUGAAGCGCUCUCGAAGCAAAGGAGGUCUGGCGGGUCCAGACGGAACUAAGUCUGUGUUUGGUCAGAUGUGUGCCAAAAUGAGUUCCUUUAGCCCAGACAGCCUGCUGCUCCCCCAUCGAGUGUGGAAGGUCAAGUUUGUGGGGGAAUCUGUGGAUGAUUGUGGAGGCGGCUACAGUGAGUCUAUUGCAGAGAUGUGUGAGGAGCUGCAAAAUGCAUUGACACCGCUGCUCAUCGUCACCCCUAAUGGACGGGAUGAAUCUGGCGCCAACAGAGACUGUUUCUUGCUGAACCCUGCAGCCAAGUCCCCACUGCAUAUGAGCAUGUUCCGCUUCCUAGGGGUGCUGCUGGGCAUCGCCAUCCGAACAGGAAGCCCUUUAAGUCUGAACCUGGCCGAGCCAGUGUGGAAACAGCUGGCAGGCAUGAACCUGACCAUCGCUGACCUCAGUGAGGUUGAUAAAGACUUUAUUCCUGGCCUGAUGUAUAUUCGGGACAAUGAGGCCACAGCUGAGGAGUUUGAGGCAAUGACCCUGCCCUUCACAGUCCCCAACGCGAGUGGCCAGGACAUCCAGCUCAGCUCCAAAUACUCCCACAUCACUCUGGAAAAUCGCGCUGAAUAUGUGCGCCUGGCUAUUAACUACAGGCUUCAUGAGUUUGAUGAGCAGGUCUCUGCAGUUCGAGAGGGCAUGGCUCGAGUGGUUCCUGUUCCACUGCUUUCACUCUUCACUGGUUAUGAGCUGGAGACUAUGGUAUGCGGCAGCCCAGACAUCCCUCUGCAUCUGCUCAAGUCUGUGGCCACAUACAAAGGGGUAGAGCCCACCGCACCUCUGAUCCAGUGGUUCUGGGAUGUCAUGGAGUCCUUCUCUAACACAGAGCGGUCCCUGUUCCUCAGAUUUGUCUGGGGCCGUACCCGCCUGCCCCGGACCAUCGCAGACUUCAGAGGGCGGGACUUUGUUGUACAGGUGCUGGACAAGUACAACCCUCCGGACCACUUCCUGCCCGAGUCCUACACAUGUUUCUUCCUGCUGAAGCUGCCGAGGUACUCGUGCAAACAGGUUCUGGAGGAGAAACUCAAGUAUGCCAUCCACUUCUGCAAGUCCAUCGACACUGACGACUAUGCCCGGAUCGCUCUGUCGGGAGAGCCUGCCGCAGAUGACAGCAGCGAAGACUCAGACAAUGAAGAUGCAGACUCUUUUGCUUCUGAUUCAACCCAGGACUACCUAACAGGGCACUGAAACUGACAAAAAACAAAUCAGGAAGUGUUGAGCUGCCACACAGAUAUAAAUAACCUAAUAUAAACCUAAGACACAAUGUCUGUCUGUGGGGUGAAGUGCAAUGAGCUUUAAAUGCGUUAUAAGCUAAAGAGCAAACCAGUUUGCAUUGAAGAAAUAAGGCUGUUAGCCGCACCUGUGAUUGUUGUCUUGGUAACACUUAAUGUUAAGGGGACAAAGAUUAUGAUGAUAGGAUUCAUAUCAUUUGAAUCCUAAGAAAUUAUUAUUACCCAGUACAUGGAUUCAAAAUGAUUUAUGAUAAUGACUUUGUUGAAAUGAAUUCAUGUUCAAAUUGUAAUGUUAAUUUCAGAAUAUUGUGUAGAUGAUGUCACUGCAUUGAGUUAAGCGUACAGCAAUCUCUGACCCCAAAUACUACGUGUUGCUCUUGUCUUACAUGGGAAUCUUCUAUAUAAUACUAUUACAGAUGAAAUGGCCCCAGCCUAGCACUGUGGUAGAUUUACCCUAUGGUUUGUGUGAAAUACUUGUUCUUAGAUUGUACAUAGAAAUCAUUGUGUGACUAAAGCAUAGUAUUAUUUUUUGUUUAUUGGGGAUAGCCAUGUUUCUUUGUUUAAAAAAGAAAAGCCUUUUUAACUUAAUGAGUGUUUCUCAUUGGCUCCCCACAGCUGGGGCCUAUAAGAGGGUCAUUUUAAGAUUCCCUUGUCCUCUCCCCUUCCACCAAGUUGUGCACUGUCUCCAAAAGAAUGUACAUAAGAUGAUUGUGCCAUGUAUACACAGAAGGUCUCAUUCCUGCAUAUUAAUGUUAAUAAAUUUCUGUUAAUACAAAUAUAAAAAAAAGGUAAUUUUUUCAUGUUUUA